GAAUGUAGACCGUCAUCCUGGAAAAGACAUCACUUCUGUGAUAGCUUGAUAUAGUUCCCUGAAAAUGAAGCAGGAUUCUCUUAGAAAUGCUGCUUACACUGUGGACUGUGAAGACUAUGUGCACGUGAUAAAAUUCAAUCCAUUUGAUAGUGGAGAUGCAUGCUCUCUCAUUGCAUAUGGUGGCAACAAUUACGUGGUUGUUGGAACAUGCAGAUUUCAGGAAGAGGAUGCAGAAGUGGAGGGCAUUCAGUAUAAGACACUAAGAACAUUUCAUCAUGGAAUUCGAGUUGAUGCCAUAGCAUGGAGUCCAGAAACUAGACUUGAUGCUUUACCUCCCCAGAUAAGGUUUUGUACAGCGGCUUCUGAUAGGAAGUUAAGACUAUUUACUUCAGACCUGCAGGACAAGAAUGAAUAUAAGACAUUUGAUGGCCACUCAGAUUAUGUUAAUGACCUGGUGUUUGCUCCGAAAGAAGGUCAAGAAGUUGCAAGUGUAAGUGAUGAUCACACUUGCAGGUAUGUAUUUUGUUCAAGGCAUCACUGAAAUAGUAGCAUUGGC
Meleagris gallopavo (turkey) is the source of this 556-nucleotide messenger RNA. The record is from RefSeq and is a predicted model, not a curated record. Lineage: Eukaryota; Metazoa; Chordata; Aves; Galliformes; Phasianidae.